Molecule: messenger RNA, 2215 nt
Organism: Amoebophrya sp. A25
Lineage: Eukaryota; Dinophyceae; Syndiniales; Amoebophryaceae
Source: the annotation of a GenBank genome assembly
ACAAAUAAUUAGUUCGGCUUAUACUUACAUUUGUGAAAAAUGCAGCUUCAUACUUUUCUGUCCAUUUGUUGCUUAUUUUGUGCUUUCACUAGCUUGGUUUCUUUAAAGUGUCUUCUUCUCGUCCCCGUCGGGUUUUCCUUGUCAAGAAAUAGAGGAAUAACUCCGAGGAUAAUUGAUCUAUCUUCAUUUGGUGCUUCUCAACCCUGUGUCAAGUUGUAUCACCAAGUAGUAGGUUCAUGAAUUCAUUUUAAUCGCUCGACAAGUAACAAUGAUGAUGCGUACUAUAAAUAUAGUCUACCGAUCAGCUCCACCUGCUACUUCCUCACGGGGAUGCAGGCCGGCUGUGUUGCUUCCGUCUCUUUUAUUUUUCUUGGGUCUGUACCUUACAUACUUUUCUGGGUGUAUUGUGCCAUGGAUUGAAGAUUCGAACUGCUGCACAACCUCAAGAAAGCGACCCUCAAUCAGUUUCCUCGUCCUCACCGUCAGCUUUCGGAGGAGUACGAAAUAAAACAAAAUUUUUCAUUCAUCUCGACAAGGGAAGCGAUGAGUCUUCGUGUGUUCGACAAGGAGGCUCAUCAUCAUCUGGUUCUCGCUCUACAGAUGGACAGGAGGAUGAAAGUCAUGCUAACGGUGAAGCAGGUGAUGAUGUGACGGUAGUAGGCCAGGACGGCAUCGAUACGUCGGUAGAUGAUGACGCAGUAGGAAUGUGAUUUCUUCACGGCGACAACCAACAUCAACAAAGAGCGGAUUUGCCUUUAGGAGAUGAGCAGGACACCGAAGUAGAGAAGCGAAGUCUUGAGGCUCUUGUGACCAGUCAGCUGCGGCAGAUCGAAUUAUUAGCAAACACAGUUGCAUUAGCGCAAAAAUUGGGUCCUCGAGAGCUGGAGAAUUUAGCCACGUUACUCGGGCACGCGCUGGAGGAGGAGGAAAACAAUUUUCUUGCCGCGAACAUUACCCACGAUGCUUUGCCAACGCCAGCGGCGAAUGAGAAGGCAGGACACCACUCGGUGCAACUACACCAAGUGAGUGCUGUUCUCGGGAAACAAGCUGCGGCUACUGAGCUGAAAAGAGAAGAUGCAAGCUCCACAGCAGCAAGCACUAAUGGAAACGGAGGUGGGGACGACAGUACGCGUAAGCACAGCCAAGAUCAAGUGAAAGACGCAACGACACAAACUGACUCCGAGCCAGUGCUUCCUCUUUGUGAGAUGAAGGACACGCUAGACUUGCAGGUCAGGUUGAAAUUGAAUUUGUUCCCUGGUCAACAACCGAGUGUGCAGGUAGAGGAGGUAAACCUGGACUGGGAUACACUAAGUCAACCAGAUACGUUGAAACAGGCGGAUCCGGAUCCCGGACCAAGCAGUGGGUUUUUCGGCCCUUGGUUUGGCUUUGGUUCUCUAAGUAAAGGAGGAGGCGUUGCGUCAAGUGUCUCAUGCGAUGGAAGGGUAACAGGAUAGCGAUAGUAAGGAUCAAAAUAACUUCGAAGAGGGGAAAACCACAGCAAGUUCCUGUUCACUCCCACCUUGGUCUCCAAAGAACGUAGUUGAUGGCGUUCGGAAUGGGUCGUAAUCGCUUUGACUGAAUGAAUCAAUGAUGAAAAAUCCUUGUAAUCCUGGAAGAUUUCAUCCGCAUCCGUUUCUAUGCACCCCGAGCUCUAACACUUGUUCUUCCAUCUUGUUUACUGCUUUUGACAUGUUGGGAUUGCCCUUGACUUUUACUUCAUUACAUAGUAAUAUUCGUGCAGUAAACGUUUCUUAAUUCAUCUGCUUCGUCUAAUUUUGUUGCAUAUUAGUUUGCGUGCCAGUUUUCCGGCAUUGUUGAGUUUCAAAGGUGUGUCGACAUGCCUCUAGAUGAGAGCUUCAUGAAAAUGAUGCAUGGACGAGGGCGGGUUGUGUUCGUGGAUUUUCUACACUCGUAUCAUCAUGGCUCUCGUGAUUGCUGCCCAAGUAAUUAUAUAUAAAUUAUAUCUCUUGAAGAGCCCGUUCCAGUACAACUAUGCGCUGGAUUAAUACACACGAAAUAAGAGACUUUGAGUUGGUAAAAAGAAACGAAGCUAUCAUAGCCAACGUGGAACAUUCCUAAAGUUUGUUGUCUGCAGCGUGAAAAACCAAAUAUCCUCGAACAACUUGUAAAGCGACAGAAUUUGACUGCACGAAGUCGCAGGAUGCUACAGUGUCAUUGGGUGUUGAGGUGAGAUUGCGCAGCAACAGUAUCAGUC